AUACAGUACCGGUACGGUAUAAAUGCUGGCAAAAAAUGAUACAACGCCAACGGAAGAAUAGAUGCUUGGAAGCCUUGGUAAAUAAUUGAGAAAACUAGUUACACGUAGCCGUAGAAUUGUAAAUACCCUUUCUUGAGUGAAUGAGCUAUAUAUAUAGCUAGCUACGAAGUGAAAAAGUCGUCACAAAUCCACGUCCACUUGCUCAAAGUUUAUCGUCCUUAAAAAAAAUGUCGCUAUACCAUACAGCGCUAGCCGGCUACGUGGGUUCCACGCGUGCACGGGGAAAGAGACAAACGAAGCUAAUUAAAGCCUAAGCUACCCCUUUUCUUCUUAAGUCACUCGCUCGCACUGAUGUGGAUGGUUAUAAGAAGAUUCAGCAUCCUGAUACAGACCGGUCUAUAUGGUACCCGUCAUACCCUGUUCACAUUCCAAAGGCCACAGCUGAGUAGGAAUUACACAACGUGUAGAAUGUCUCAAGCCCCGUUAUCAUCACAGGUCAAUCCCACAACUGGAGCACUGGAGUGGGUGGUGGAGGAUGAGAGCUACGAUUAUCAUCAAGAGAUUGCUCGCUCAGCUUACACUGAUAUGCUCCAUGAUGAUGAGAGGAAUAAAAAAUACUAUGAGGGUAUCCGCCGUGCUAUAUCCAUCAUACGAGGGCGGGGCCAAAAGGUGAGGGUUCUGGAUAUUGGCACAGGGACAGGGCUUCUGGCAAUGAUGGCAGCAAAUUGUGGUGCAGAUUCGGUUUAUGCAUGUGAAGCAUUCCCACCCAUUGCAGAGGCAGCCAAGAAAAUCAUUGAUGUGAAUGGGUUUGCAGAUAAAAUCACUGUCAUCUCAAAACGUUCAACUGAAGUCACCGUCGGGCCAGAUGGUGACAUGCCAGUGAGAGCCAAUAUCCUUGCUACAGAAGUAUUUGAUACAGAGCUGAUUGGGGAAGGGGCUGUUCCGACAUAUCUACAUGCUCACAAAUGUCUCUUGACUGAUGACUGCAUAUGCGUUCCUCACAAAGCAGUAGUCAAAGCUCUUCUUGUCCAGUCUGAUUUCAUCUGGAGAUGGCACAAGCUCCAACCGAUUCAAAUCUCUGGCUGUGAAGGCAUUGUACCUCAUCCUGACAUGACAUCAUGCUCUGGGGCAGCAUCUGUCCAUGAUAUUCAGCUCAGUCAGGUGUCACCUGACCAGUUCCAGCCAAUCACAGAGCCUCUAAGUGUGAUCGAUUUCAAUUUCACCCAGGGGGAUUUUACUGGGAGUCGAACGAGGACUGUCAGCUGUGAAAGCUUGAUAUCGGGCAAGUGCCAAGGUGUAUUUAUGUGGUGGGAUCUUACUAUGGACACCGAAGGCGAGGUGUUACUAAGCACUGCUCCUACAUGGUGCCAUCAAGAUGGAUCUGAAGCACAAUGGAGGGAUCACUGGAUGCAAGCUGUUUACUUCUUAGAUCAACCUGUUCACGUCAACAAAGGUGAUACUGUUUCCUUGACAAUAACCCAUGAUGAUUACAGUCAAUGGUUUGAUGUACGCAGCGGAGAGGAGAAACCCUCAUCUCAUCAGACUAGACCAAUCUGUCGUUGUGGAGCUCAUGUCGUCUGGAGUCGACCAAGAUUCGGUAUGCUCAACGAUCAACACAGAACCAACAAGUUUGUCACAGCUAUGAGAAAGAUUAUCACCAAUGAUAGUGUGUGCCUUAGCAUUAGCGAUGGUUCCAUGUUGCCUCUGUUAGCUGCAAGAUUAGGAGCAAAGCAAGUUUACAGUAUUGAAUCUUCAUCGCUGUGUAGACGUGUCAUGGACAAGGUCAUUGAGGUCAACAGCCUGAUGUCAAAGGUCAAACUAUUAGACCAAAGAGCACAAGAUCUUUCAACAUCUGAUCUUGAUUGCAAUAAGGUCAGUGUACUCUUGGCUGAGCCUUUCUUCCUUACAAGUCUUUUGCCCUGGCACAAUCUCUACCUAUGGUAUGCUUGGUCUGCUCUGCGUCCUCUCCUCGCACCCGAUGUCAAACUACUGCCCUCUAGAGGUAAACUCAUGGGCAUUGCCAUUCAGUUUGAUGACCUUUGGAAGUUUCAUGCCCCUGUGAGGACUCUAGAAGGCUUUGAUGUCAGAAUUUUUGAUAAUAUAGUACAGAAGUCAUCUGAGUGCACUGAUGCGCCUACGGAACCUCAUCAUCUCUGGGAGUAUCCUGGUCGAUCUUUGACCCAACAGUUUGAACUCAUGACCUUUGACUUCUCAAAACCAAUUCCUGAAGGGAAGUCGGUAAGGAAUGGAGUCGUUGAUUUCUGCAGGGACGGUACCUGUCAUGGUAUUGCAUUGUGGAUGGAGUACGGCUUGGAUGACACAACAACCAUCUCGACUGGACUACAAGAGACGGUCGAAGGGUCUGGUGAGACUAGUAGUAGACUAGUCUGGGACAUGCACAGCAAGCAAGGUGUCCAUUUCCUCAAGGCUAACCCGGAAGUGAAAGAAGACGAGAGUUUGAACUUUGAGGUCACAUUCAAUACUUUGAGUGGAAAUCUUCAUUUUAACUUUGAAGUGAAUCAAAGAGAGAGAUGAUGGUCGAGUUUUUUCCCUGCCGUUGAUUUGAUAUUCAAAGGAAGGAUAUGAUUCCCACAUGCUUGCCUGUCAAAGACACAUACUAACGUGAUCUUCAUCGAAGGAGUCCCGUAAAAAUGACAUUUUUGAAGCCAAGAAAAUACAAGAAAAGCCAAGAAAAUUCUAAGGUAACCUUCGCAGAUCUGGGGCCGUAACACAAAGCUUUAAAAACAGUCAUCAGAGAAAUUGUUUCCCAAUUGAUUGCAUUGACUACAAAGUACAAUUAAUCCUGAAAUUCAAGAAUACUAUUAAUUGCUAACCUUUACUGUGCACUGACGAUAUCAAAUUUUUAAAUCUAUGAAACCUUGGCCUUUUUUUUUUUCAGUUUAGUAGUUUAGUGGCUCAACAUUAUUUAUACUCUACUGAGUGAGUCAGAAAAUUAUAUUUCAUAGUUAUAGAAAAAAAUGUGUCAUUAACACAUAAUUAUCACAUGUGUCCUGAGUAUCUUCCACUUAACAAUUUGAUACCAUGUUUAUGUGGUAUAUGUUUAUGCCUAGAUAAUCAAGAGGUUUUACUUUGCUCUGAUGCACAAUUUCAUUUGUGUCAAAGUAUGGCAUGACUGAAAUGAAUGAAUGGCCAAGGUUCCAGAGUCUCUUUAAAUUAUAAUGGUUGGAAAAACUUGAAUUGGCAAAUAGUUAAAUCAAGCAAAUGAUUGCACGUACAAGCAUAUGUAAUUACAACUCGCCUGAUACAGCAUGACAUCAUAGAAUUCAGGCCAGUGAGAAGCACUCUUAAGCCCAUUUCUAAACCUGCUUAUAAGAUUGGAGUUUUUCUCAAGCAAAAUACUUGGCUGGCAAGCAGUGGAAAUGCACAAGUUGCAUGUUGUGCUUAGAAGCUUAGAUUGGUCUACGAUUUGCCCAUCUUACUUUUUGCUUCGUAUGGGGUCUUUAAAAGAAAUAUCGAGUUCAUUAGGACCUAUUGUAUUGAAAUUACGCAUUUACAUGUUCAUAUUAUGAUGAAUAGAUGCUUGAGGUGAGGCUAUGUUAAAAAUAUUGCAAAAAGCAAUACAAUUGGAGAAAUGGCCUAAAGAAGACCAAAUAGAUCAUACUAGACUAAUUAAAUACAUUCCUACUUUAUUAUAUUUGAUUCGUCCAGAUCAUGAUAGUUUAUAAACAGCUUGGGUAUUUUGUGCAUACGGCACCUUGAUGUAGCUUGAUUUUCACAACUUUUGCUCAAUCUCCCGAAGACGAGAAGAACACACUUAUCAAAACGUCGAGUUUGGGUGGUCCUAUUCAGGUCCAACACAUGCCCAUGGAAGAAUACAUGGUGUACCGUGAAACCACUACACUGUUUUCUGUACAUUUCGAAUAAACCUGCAAGAUAAGUUUUAUAUUACAUAGCAAAUUAUUCAUUCAUUGUGUGUUUUCAGACAAUAGCACAUCUAUCAACUCUUCAUACAACCUAUUUGUGUUGGCUUAGGGUGGCUUUGAAAAAGUGAUUCUAAAAAGAGUCAUAUGUACUGACAUUUGAGCAUUACAGGUGCUGAAGAUUUUGUAUGUUUAGUAGAUUGUUAUUUUAGUCAGUCUUGCCCACAUGCAAUCUAUGCACAUUCUCCUCUCCCUGGGGAGUAUUCCAGCCAUGCAUGGGUGUGAGGUGCUCUUAUUGCAGGCCAAAUCCAAUAUAUUCACAUUCUACUCAGUUGUACAACAUUGACUGAAUUUGUUGGAAUGCAGAGACUCCCAACAUGUAUAGGACUGGAAGACUUGUGUUUUUCUGGAAUGGGAGAGAUGUUGGCGUAAAAUUCCAAGCCGUCGUGGACUGUAUUAAAAACCUUCUGCUUGUAGCAUUUUUCUAAAGAAA
Lytechinus pictus (painted urchin) is the source of this 4374-nucleotide messenger RNA. RefSeq names its product protein arginine N-methyltransferase 7-like. The record is from RefSeq and is a predicted model, not a curated record. Gene Ontology annotation, molecular function: protein-arginine omega-N monomethyltransferase activity. Lineage: Eukaryota; Metazoa; Echinodermata; Echinoidea; Temnopleuroida; Toxopneustidae. The transcript is spliced from 13 exons. Bases 352 to 2535 code for a protein of 727 amino acids. Gene Ontology annotation, biological process: peptidyl-arginine methylation.